AUGUAUGGACUAAACCAGCGUUGUUUCUACCUCUCUUUCCAUUUCUUCGUGGUGUGGUGUCAUGCACAGGGGGAGAAUCACCCUUCUCCUAAUUUUAACCAGUAUGUGAGGGAGCAGGGAACACUGACGGACCAGUUGAGCCGGCGACAGGUCCGAGUCUACCAGCUGUACAGUCGAACCAGUGGCCGCCACGUCCAGAUCCAAGGCAAGAGAGUGACCGCGACGGCCGAAGACGGCAACUCCUUCGCCAGGCUAUAUGUGGAGACAGACACUUUCGGCAGCCGUGUUCGGAUCAAAGGAGCAGAGAGCGGACGGUACCUGUGCAUGAACCGCAGAGGAAAACUAGUCGGAAAGCCCAGCGGCAGAGGGAGAGACUGCAUCUUCACAGAGAUCGUUCUAGAAAACAACUACACCGCCUUCCAGAAUGCCAAACAUGAGGGCUGGUACGUGGCUUUCACCAGAAAGGGCAGACCAAUCACAGCUUCCAAAACCAGGGAGAACCAGAGAGAGGUUCACUUCAUUAAACGUCUUCACAAAGGUCCCCUUCCCUUCCCAAACACGGAUCGACCCAAACACUUUGACUUCAUCAGCUUUCCUCCAAUGAGAAGAGCCAGACGGAACAGGAAAUCUCCGACCGUGUCCUAA
Molecule: messenger RNA, 645 nt
Organism: Chanos chanos (milkfish)
Lineage: Eukaryota; Metazoa; Chordata; Actinopteri; Gonorynchiformes; Chanidae
Gene: fgf17
Product: fibroblast growth factor 17
Exons: 5
Coding region: 1-645 (214 amino acids)
Molecular function (GO): growth factor activity
Source: RefSeq, a predicted model, not a curated record